AAAAAAAAAAAAAAAAAGGAAAAGCAUUCCGUGGAGGGUGGAGCGGUAUCGCUGGUGAAUUUAGGAACAUGAACGUUUAGCUUCCUCAAGAGCGCUCGAUGGCGGCAAUCAGGACCAUCGCCACAAGUUUCUUCCAGUCUUCAUCGUUUUCAACCUUCAUUCGCACCUGUAGCACACAUGGUCCGCGCAUCCGUCCUCCCAUCUGCUUUAUUACCCGUCCAAUCAGCUACGCUCCAAUCCGAUGUGCGGCAGCGACAGAUUCCGGCGGUGGUGGCCAUAAGAAGGCUUCGGCGCGGAUGUCUCAGGUUCAUCAACUCUUGCACGAAGCUGAGGAGAGAGCUGCCGGCCACAAUGAACCUAUUCCAACGAUUACUUUAGAUCAUGUCAGUGUAAGCUUUGCUAGGAGUGGUGGGCCUGGAGGUCAAAAUGUUAACAAAGUGAACACCAAGGUUGAUAUGAGGUUUAACAUUAAAGAUGCAUACUGGUUAAGUGAGAGAGUGAGAGAUAAGAUCUUGCAAAUGGAAAAGAAUCGAAUCAACAAAGAUGGGGAGCUUGUGAUUUCUUCAACAAAAACCAGAACACAAAAGGGUAAUAUCCAGGAUGCAUUGGAGAAACUUCAGGAAAUCAUUAAUGCUGCAUCUUACGUCCCACCACCCCCAUCACAAGAACAAGUAAAGAAAAUUAACAAAAUAGCUGCUAUAUCAGAGGCAAAAAGGUUGCAGAGUAAGAAGGUCCUUUCACAAAAGAAAGCAUUUAGAAGAAGCAAAGACAGUUAUGACUAAAAAUUAUUAUGACGCUUCAACUGAAAAUACAACUCUUCAUGCAUCGUGAAUAUGUUUCUAUAGAUGUACACUGCAGUGGAUAUGAAAGAGGGGAAUUGUUACGCUUGUAUAUGUAAUAAAGCCUAAAGCUGGUAUUCCAAUUCUGUAUACAAGCAAUAAAGCGUUAUGCAUGUAUGCAUACAAUAAAGCUUAAAGUAGGUCUACAAGCAAUAAUGCAAGCAGAUAUGGAAGCAAGAAAGAGCUCAACCAGUAUACAUGAAAUAAACCAUAAAACAUGUAUACAUUAAACAUAAAAAAUUAUACAAGCAAAAAAAACGUUAUACAUACAGAAUACAAAAGAACAUAAAACAUAGUUACAUGCAAUAAAACAUAAACCAUUUAUACAUAUGAUAAAAGCAUGCAACAUUUCUAGUGGCCGGAUUUGUAUUAAAACCAAAAUUACGUCUUAUUUUGAAAAAAGCAUCAUGUAUUCCAUAUUUAGGUUAGGGAGAUCUCGGGUUUUCGGAUUGGAUAUCCACCAUUGUUGAUGACACUAAAUUGGACAACACUGUAAUGAGAAUCAAGAGAGAACGAUGGGUGUGGUGAAAACAGUCCAAUUCCACUUUCUCAAUGAUUAAUGAAACAUUACUUGUAUUGAAUUGGGUAGAGUUAUGGGCUAUGAAAUGAUUUAAUUGUUUGAUAAACAAAAGUGG
Molecule: messenger RNA, 1474 nt
Organism: Lactuca virosa
Lineage: Eukaryota; Viridiplantae; Streptophyta; Magnoliopsida; Asterales; Asteraceae
Source: the annotation of a GenBank genome assembly